Molecule: messenger RNA, 3624 nt
Organism: Tyto alba (common barn owl)
Lineage: Eukaryota; Metazoa; Chordata; Aves; Strigiformes; Tytonidae
Gene: VPS4B
Product: vacuolar protein sorting 4 homolog B
Exons: 11
Coding region: 139-1464 (441 amino acids)
Biological process (GO): vacuole organization; endosomal transport
Molecular function (GO): ATP binding; ATP hydrolysis activity
Source: RefSeq, a predicted model, not a curated record
AGCGGCAGCGGCGGCGGGAGGUGGAGGCGACGGUUCCGUUUGUGCGGGGCGGCGGGGGAGGUCGGUUCCGCCCCACCGGCAGCCGCGGUGCUGCGCUGCUCUGCUCUCCUCUCCUCCGGCCCCCUUCUCCGCUCCGCCAUGGCGGGCAACACCAGCAACCUGCAGAAAGCAAUAGACAUUGCUAACAAGGCAGCGCAGGAAGAUAAAGCAGGAAACUAUGAGGAAGCCUUCCGCUUGUACCAACACGCUGUGCAGUAUUUUCUCCAUGUUGUUAAAUAUGAAGCACAGGGUGAUAAAGCAAAACAGAGCAUUAGAACGAAAUGUACAGAAUACUUGGACAGAGCAGAAAAGCUGAAAGAAUAUCUGAAAAAGAAAGAAAAAACUUCACCAAAACCAGUUAAAGAGUCUGGUCCUACUGAUGGAAAAGGGAAUGACAGUGAUGGAGAAGGGGAGUCAGAGGAUCCUGAAAAAAAGAAGCUACAGAAUCAACUUCAAGGAGCAAUUGUUAUAGAGCGACCAAAUGUCAAAUGGAGUGAUGUUGCUGGCCUCGAAGGUGCCAAAGAAGCACUUAAAGAAGCAGUGAUCUUGCCCAUUAAAUUUCCACACCUGUUUACAGGAAAGAGAACACCUUGGAGAGGGAUUCUCCUGUUUGGACCACCAGGAACAGGGAAGUCUUACUUAGCAAAAGCUGUGGCGACAGAAGCCAACAACUCUACCUUCUUCUCAGUAUCUUCCUCUGACCUUGUCUCAAAGUGGUUAGGUGAAAGUGAAAAAUUAGUGAAAAACUUGUUCCAGCUUGCCAGAGAAAACAAACCUUCUAUUAUCUUCAUUGAUGAGAUAGAUUCCCUCUGCGGGUCAAGAAGUGAAAAUGAAAGUGAGGCUGCUAGACGAAUAAAAACAGAAUUUCUAGUCCAGAUGCAAGGGGUUGGUGUUGACAAUGAAGGAAUCUUGGUCUUAGGAGCAACAAACAUACCCUGGGUUUUGGAUUCUGCUAUCAGGAGAAGGUUUGAGAAGCGUAUUUAUAUUCCUUUACCUGAAGACCAUGCCAGGGCUGCAAUGUUCAAACUUCAUCUUGGGUCAACUCCAAAUGUCCUAACAGAAUCAGAUUAUAGAGAGCUUGGAAAGAAAACUGAUGGCUAUUCUGGGGCAGAUAUAAGCAUCAUUGUACGAGAUGCACUGAUGCAGCCUGUUAGAAAAGUGCAAUCAGCUACUCACUUCAAAAAAGUAAAAGGACCAUCAGUGUCUAAUCCAAACACAAUGGUAGAUAUGUUCACCCCUUGCUCUCCAGGCGAUCCUGAAGCCAUAGAAAUGACAUGGAUGGAGGUUCCAGGUGAUAAAUUACUGGAGCCUCAAGUUUCCAUGGACGAUAUGCUCAGGUCACUAGCUAGCACAAAACCAACAGUUAAUGAACAGGACCUGGAGAAGUUAAAGAAGUUUACAGAAGACUUCGGUCAGGAAGGAUAAACCAAAGAUACAUGUAGAGCAUUAGAACUUUCUGCUUUCUUAAAUAUUCUUGUGUCUUUUAUUGAUGGCACUUCAAAUAAAUGCCAAUAAAAUCACUCCUUUCUUACUUUGCAGAAGGAAUAGAAGAUACCUUUGCAAAGACCCUUAGGCUUUUGUAUUGUAUUGUUUUCCUCAGAUGUCUAUUAAAUGUCUUCUAUUGAAAAAUAAUAUGAAAAUACAAUUUUAGGGUGAGACAGCAAAGUCAUGUGGUAACGUCUAUUAAAUACUAGAAGACUUUAAAUUAUUAGUUCAAUUUUAGAUAUUAUAUUAGGCCUGGGUACAAGAGAGUUUUAAACUCCCAGUAGGCUCAAAAAUCCCUUUUUUGAGGGGUGGAAGGGAACAUAUUUGUCAGGUGUUUUUCGUGUCAGACAGCCUAAAUAUUACUUGCUCUCGUUUCAUUUAGAAAAAUGCAACAAAAUUUACUAAUCAAGCAUACUGCAAGUGUGGGUUUGCUAUUAAAGUAAGAAAGAAAACACUGUGAGGAUAAGACUACGUGAGCCAGUACUUUGUUUAGACAGAACUGGUAUUUGGCUUUUUCUGCUACUCUGUGUUAAAAUUUUGCCUUAAACAGCAAGCUUUUGUUUUUAACUCUUUACUAGCUGAUAUACACUGUCACUAUGCAAUUUAGCAAAAGUUUGUUAAAUGCAAGUAUCUCAGAAGGUUUUUUGCUGCCUGUUCUUGUUCGUUUUUUGGGUUGGUUUUUUGUUGUUUUUUGUGUUUUUUUUUUUUUUUUUAAUCUGGAUUUACUUUCUGCAGGAGUUUGACUAAAGUUAGAAAAAAGUAUUAGUAAUACCCUAUAUGAUUCCACAUGUCAAGGCUGGCAAGGUAUAGAUAGGUAGUCUUUGGAGAAUGUACGGGAGGAAUUUUGGGAAACAGCAUACUUUCACAUGCAAGGAGAGUCUGAGAGAUGUUUUAGCCACAGACUUUCCAGUGAUAAAUUAACUCAGAACCCUACUGGUUACUAUUGUGAUAGGUUACAUCAGUUUAGUGCUUCAACUUUGAGAGAUGGUUGGCACUUCGGUACAGAAGUAGCAUUUCCAUUGAUCUUUUUCUGAAGAACUACAAGUUGAGAUGUGCCUGAAUGUAACUUACAACACUACAGUGUGAGCAUUGAGUUUGUGCCUUGUAAGUUUGCACUGGCUGUAGAUACAAAACAUCAUUAGGACCCCUAGAAUACUCUGUUCCAUUGUCAUUGUACAACUCUAUCCUGCAUAUGCUUUGUUUAACUUGCAUUAAAAGAAAUUUGCACAUUUUGUGUAUGUUAUAUGUACACAUACACAUGAUCAUCUUUUGAUGGGGUUUGGUUUCCUUUAUGUACAUAUUUUGUGUACUUUAUAAUAAUCAUAGGAUGGGUGAAAUUUGCUGUACUUAAAUGAAGUAAAAUGUUAUAGUACACCAUCAGCUAUGUUCUUUGAGUAUUUCUUCAAUAUUAUGUUCAAGUAUUUACUGCUUGAUUAUUUUUUUUGUUAGACUUCGCUUUCUAUGUUUUAACAGCUAAACAUAACAUUUAGUUAAUUCUUUGAUCUGGAAGGUGCUGAGCUUUUGUUUACUAACACGAUGAAACAUUCUUUCCAAAAUGGUUCAGUUACACACAGCUUUACCUUUGUCUUACGUUGGAAUGUGUAAAUGUGAAUCGGCGGGCUGCAAAACUUUUUGGGGGGGUUUGGGGGAGGGUGGUGGGCAGGAAUUCCAGUGUAGGUGCAGGCAACUAUGGUUAGUAAACUUAAUCCUUGUAGCAACAGGAUUGCUUUUUCGUAGUUGCCUGUUGUGAACGCUUUAGAAGUGAGCCACGUACUGCCUGGGCUCUCACUCAGAUGUUUGAAGCUACUAUCUGAAGUACUUGUCUCUUGACCUUUGUUAAAAUGAGUCCUUACAGCAAUCUUACAAUUCUCAGGAACGUUUUUUUUUUCUUGUCGUAGACUGAUUUGUCCUAUGGGUUUCCAUAAGCUUAUCUUUAAUGUAGAAGAAAAGUAUACUGUAUGUUUUAAAUUUACAUCUUGCUGCUUGCUCAGUUGUGGGAUGACAUCUGUAACAGAAGCAUUAAUGUUUGAUGUUUCAAGUUGUUUUUAGAAAUAUAUUCCAAAUAAACAUUGCUGCUUUUAAUUGCAGCUAUAAGGACAA